This is a messenger RNA of Homalodisca vitripennis (glassy-winged sharpshooter), 1767 nucleotides long. Its product is annotated as lipase 1-like. The record is from RefSeq and is a predicted model, not a curated record. Lineage: Eukaryota; Metazoa; Arthropoda; Insecta; Hemiptera; Cicadellidae. Bases 496 to 1749 code for a protein of 417 amino acids. Gene Ontology annotation, biological process: lipid metabolic process. The transcript is spliced from 8 exons. Gene Ontology annotation, molecular function: hydrolase activity, acting on ester bonds.
UGGAUUUAAAAUGUGAAUCGUAGAUCAAACUGUUUGUUGGUGCAGCUAAAUUCAACGAAUUUAUUAAUCUCAAACAUGAAAAAAUACUUAUCUUAUCGGGGGUAUUUCAAGUCUGAAAUUUGAAAACCACCUUGGACUAGCCCACAUAACUCUAACGACCUUGACUGUGGUUCGGUUAGUCUCUUUGACCUCUCGACCCCACUUUCACUGCAGCAUCCAUCUCUGAGAAAGUUAAAACACUUCCGGUGGUCCCUCUCAGGUGGGGAUAAGCUUCCCACAGCAACCGCCACACAUUUCCAUCAAGUCGUGGAACCACAACACCUCCGAUAAGACGAUGCAGAAUUUUCCCCUCUUUCAUAUUCAUUCGUUGAACGACUCAAGUGGACUUAUAAUUGGAAGUAGGUUAAAGAUGCGUUUACAAUGCGGGUAAUUAAUCCGUACAUCGGUGUCCGCGGUGCGACAAUGGCACAAUUAAGUGGCGAGUGACACAAUAACAUGAGCAUUUAUGUAAUGGCUGAAGUUGGGCGCUCCCCCGCAGUCAUGUGUUGUCGGCUCCUCGCGAUACCUCUGGUCCUGGUCGGCUCCUCUCUUGUCAGCGGGCAGCUCACGCACGCCAACCCGUUCACCGUCAAACCCAUCGAGAAUGUGGUGAAGGAGUUCGGAUACCCUAUAGAGAGACAUGACAUCACCACGGAAGACGGAUACAUUCUCACCUACCACAGGAUACCUCAUGGCAGGAACCACAGCAGUGAAGUCAGCAGGCAGAGCCGUCGAGUCGUACUCUUCAGCAACGGUAUCCUGCUCUCCUCAGCAGCCGCCCUCGCCUCCAGAGAUGACCUUGCAUACGGUCUGGCAGACGCUGAGUUCGACGUGUGGCUGGGAAACUACCGGGGAAACAUGUAUUCACGCCGCCACACCAUCCUGGAUCCUGACCGAGACAACCUGUUUUGGGAUUUCAGUUUGCACGAACUGGGCGCUAUGGACCUGGCCGCCAGUAUCGACUAUAUCCUCUCAGUGACGGGUCAGCAGAGACUGCUGUACACCGGCGCCUCCAUGGGCACCACGAUGUUCUGGGUGUUAGGAGCUACCAGACCGGAGUACAUGGAGAAGGUGGAGAGUAUGGUGGCCAUCGCCCCAGUGGCCAGGCCCUCCAACAGCUUCCUCGUGAACAACUGGGCCCGCUACUACGCACUUCACAGUGGCUUUACCACUCUCCAAGCCCUGAACUACCACGAGGUGUUCCCGUAUCGACAAAGUGCUGGGGCUAUCGUGUACUUCAUGUGUAACACGUUGUGGCUCAAGACUUUGUGUUCUCGUCUCCUCAACAUCUUCGGCCUCAUUACUGGCCAAGACUGGGAUAUGAACAGACUGUUAGAAGCUACAAAGUACGGCCCAGCUGGAAUAUCCACCAAAGUGGUUCUGCACUAUCUACAAAUCGCAAAAGCAAAAAAGUUCCAGCAAUAUGACUACGGGACGACAGAGAAUCAGCAAUAUUACCGGGCAUCCCAACCUCCUGAGUAUAACCUGAAGAACGUCACAUGCAAAGCCAUCUACUUCGUGUACAGCGACGCUGAUUUGAUUGCUGCCAAAAAGGACGUUGAGUGGUUAUCGGAGCAGCUACCCAAGAAACCUAAGAGAAUCCUACACAACGUCAACCACCUGGGCCACGUGGACCUGGCUCUAGACAAGAACGUUCCUCAGCUCUUAGUCAAACCAUUAAUUGAAUUUAUGAGAAACUUGCCUGAUUGAAUAAACUGUUCGACAAUA